CUAAGCAUCCACAACAUCCAAAGCAAAAACCUACUAAACAAUCCAUGGCUAAGCUUCUCCAAACCCUAAUCCCACUCCUCUCCUUCCUCCUCCUCGCCGCCACCACGGCGAGGUCGCAGUCGACCUCCUUCUGGUACGAUUUCUACGGCCAGAAACCAACCGACCUAAUCUACCAAGGCGACGCCCACUUCCCCUCCGACUCCACCUUCCUCCGCCUCACCAACACCGACUCCUCCGGCGAACCCCUCAAACACCGCAUCGGCGCUGCCGUCUACUCGAAACCAAUCCAAUUCUGGCAAGCCGGCGCCCAGGUCGACUUCGAAACCACCGUCAAAUUCAACAUCAGGCCCGGCUCCCUCCCCGGCGACGGCCUCGCCUUCUUCAUCCGCCCCGUCGGCGCCGCCUCCGGCGCCACCGGCGGCGGCCUCGGGAUCUUCUACUCGAACGUCCACACGGUGUUCGCGGUGGAAUUCGAUACAUACUCGAACCCGGGGGUGGACCCGGACUACCGCCACGUGGGGAUUGACAUCGGGUCGAAUAUCUCAGAGAACACUACCGAUGUUGGGAGCGCGAUUCUCGGGCGGGAGGUGACUGCCCGGAUCAACUACCAGAAGGCGACGAAGGAGAUCAGAGCUGUGGUGAGCGCGGGGUCAGAGAGCUUUGAGGUGAGCUAUGUGUAUGACUUGAGCACUUUCCUUCCUCAGGAGGUGGAGGUCGGGAUUUCGGCGAGCACCGGCGGUGCGGUGGCGAUUCAUGACCUUGUUUCGUGGUAUUUUACUUCGACUAUGGUGUAUACCAGCGGGCCCGGCGGAUACAUUUCCGAAGUUGUGUGAUUUAGUGGUGUGGGAUGAGUACUAAGAAUAAGAGGAUGUCCAUCAGUUUGUGUUUAUGUUGUUACUAUGAAUAAUGAAUGUAUGUGUGUCGUAAAUAAGGACUUCCCUACUACUAUCAUGUACGUACGUACCAUGCUUUUAUGAAAUUACUAUGUCAUUAA
Messenger RNA from Salvia hispanica, 994 nucleotides. Its product is annotated as agglutinin-2-like. Gene Ontology annotation, molecular function: carbohydrate binding. The record is from RefSeq and is a predicted model, not a curated record. Lineage: Eukaryota; Viridiplantae; Streptophyta; Magnoliopsida; Lamiales; Lamiaceae.